Molecule: messenger RNA, 1615 nt
Organism: Ipomoea nil (Japanese morning glory)
Lineage: Eukaryota; Viridiplantae; Streptophyta; Magnoliopsida; Solanales; Convolvulaceae
Product: anthocyanidin 3-O-glucosyltransferase 6-like
Exons: 2
Coding region: 32-1477 (481 amino acids)
Molecular function (GO): UDP-glycosyltransferase activity
Source: RefSeq, a predicted model, not a curated record
UAUAAUUUUGAUUUCUCUCAUCUCAUCUCCAAUGGAAGACGCUAUUGAGCUGGUUUUCAUUCCAGCCCCUGGAAUGGGUCACCUUGUUUCUGCAGUCGGAACCGCGAAGCUCCUCCUGCAAACACGACCUCACCUCUCCAUCACUAUCUUGAUCAUCAAACUGCCUUUCGCCCCCGAUGCCAAGAUUAAUUCUUACAUCGAUUCUCUGCUUGCUGAUGAGAAGGAUAACCCUAGAUUGAAGCUCGUACCACUGCCUGAGGAUCUGGAUGCUUUGAAGGGCCACACCGACAAGGUUUCCAUCUUCCGUGCCUUCCUCGAUUCUCAGAAGAUUAAAGUCAGGGACUACUGCGUUAAUGAAAUCCAGAGAUCAUCGGGUUCUUCUGCUAGGCGGCUAGCCGGAUUUGUUGUGGAUAUGGUGUGUACCUCCAUGAUGGAUGUGGCUGAGGAGUUUGGGGUCCCCGCCUACGUGUUCUUCACUUCCGGUGCUGCUAUACUCGGCCUUCUCUUCCUCGCAGAAGACCAUGGUAAAGAUAUCUCGGAGUUUAAGGAUUCCGACCCUGAUCUCAAUAUCUCUACAUAUUCCAAACCCUUUCCGGUCAAGUUACUGCCCAAAACUGGGUUGGACACAACGGAGUUCGGCAGACGAGUCCAACAGGCCAAAGGCGUCAUCGUCAACACCUUCUUCGACUUAGAGCCGCAUGCCCUUCAAUCUCUCUCCAACGACGAGAGGUUCCCACCCAUCUAUCCUGUGGGGCCCAUAUUGAACUUAAACGGUCAUCGGAAUAAUAAUUCUACGUCGGAGAAGCAAAUCUUGGAAUGGUUGGAUCACCAACCGGCUUCAUCGGUUGUAUUCCUUUGCUUCGGAAGCGGCGGUGCUUUUCCCGAGCCUCAAGUGAAGGAGAUAGCCUACGCACUUGAACGUAGCGGCCAAAGAUUCUUAUGGACCUUAAGGAAGCCACCCUCUCCAGGUUCAAUAGGACUCACUGAGUAUACUAAUCUGGAAGAGGUCUUGCCGGAAGGAUUCUCGGAAAGAACUAAAAGUAUCGGAAAAGUUAUAGGAUGGGCACCACAAACUGCAGUUCUAGCUCACCCUGCUGUGGGGGGUUUCGUGUCUCAUUGCGGAUGGAAUUCGAUUUUGGAGAGUAUUUGGUUUGGAGUUCCGAUUGCAACUUGGCCAAUGUGUACAGAUCAACAAGCAAAUGCGUUCCAAUUGGUGAGAGAUAUAGGAAUAGGUGUGGAAAUUAAGAUGGAUUAUGCAAUAGAUUCGAUUAAUUAUAUUCCAAUAGUACCUGAAAUUGUGAGUGCAACAGAGAUAGAAAUUGGAAUCACAAGUCUUAUGGAUCACUCUACUUUCAAUUCUAUAAGGACAAAGGCUAAAGAACUUAAAGAAAAGAGCAGGAAAGCACUAGAGGAGGGUGGCUCAUCCUUUAAUUUUGUUGAAAGUUUUUUUGAAAAUGUCAUGAAUAACCUCAAGUAAUUAAGUAUGUGAAGAUCAAAUGGUGUCAUAAUAAUAAUGUAUUAGAAUGGUGACACAUAAUAAAUGGAUUUAUGCAUGUUUCAUAAUUUAUUAGCCUUUUAUGAAUGUUCCACUCUUGCUAGCAUGCAUGCUUCUAAU